AUGGAAGACAAGAAGCAGAAAAGCGGACCCUGCAACAACGCGGGACAAACGCUAGGAAGAAGAAGAAGAAGUGUCAGUGCCGCUGAGUGCUUGAUAUGCAAUGCAACUUACGUUGGAGAGACCGGUAGGAAUCUUGGAGUGAGGAUUAAUGAACACAUGGCAGGAAAACGACGAAAAAGUUUGAUAACACCACUAGGAAGGCACAGACAUGAGGCCCACAACGGAAACGAUUACGAUGUGAAAUUCGUUAUACUGGCUCACGAAACAGAAAUAUCGGCAAGGAAGACGUUGGAGGCGUUUUGGAUUCUUAAAAGUAACCCUUCAAUGAAUAAUGGGAAUGAAUGCUUGUCGAUAACGAAUGAGUUCUUGCCACUUGUACCGCUCUGUGACCUAUAA
Necator americanus (New World hookworm) is the source of this 396-nucleotide messenger RNA. RefSeq lists its product as uncharacterized. The coding region runs from base 1 to 396 and encodes 131 amino acids. The record is from RefSeq and is a predicted model, not a curated record. Lineage: Eukaryota; Metazoa; Nematoda; Chromadorea; Rhabditida; Ancylostomatidae. The transcript has a single exon.